This is a messenger RNA of Fukomys damarensis (Damara mole-rat), 3278 nucleotides long. RefSeq names its product parvin alpha (gene Parva). The record is from RefSeq and is a predicted model, not a curated record. Gene Ontology annotation, biological process: establishment or maintenance of cell polarity; actin cytoskeleton organization; substrate adhesion-dependent cell spreading. NCBI's taxonomy places the organism in Eukaryota, Metazoa, Chordata, Mammalia, Rodentia, Bathyergidae. The transcript has 13 exons. Gene Ontology annotation, molecular function: actin binding. Bases 258 to 1490 code for a protein of 410 amino acids. Gene Ontology annotation, cellular component: cytoplasm; actin cytoskeleton; focal adhesion.
UUGUGUCCGGACCGCUGCCGAGCGGGAUCUGGGGAAUGAGGCUCCCCAGCUCCAGCGCUCCCAGCCGGGAUGGUUACACACCCUUGAGCGGAGAUGAGGCCGCAUAGCCUCGGAGUAGGGGCAGACAGGGCCUCGUUCGCUUUGCGGACAGCCCCGGGGCCCGGGCAGGCCCCAGGGAGCGCGCAGCCCCGAGCAGGGCGGAGGGAGGCGCGAGGGAGGGAGCGAGGGAAGGGAAAGGCGAGCGCGAGCUGCCUCGAAUGCUUGGAAUAAUUCCGCUUCCGUUUGGAAAGCCGCAGCCUCAGUCCCGCUGCCGCGUCAGCCCAGCUGCAGCUCCGCGUCCAGCUCGGCCCGCGGCCUCCCGCUCCGACACCAUGGCCACCUCCCCGCAGAAGUCGCCUUCGGUCCCCAAGUCCUCCACCCCCAAGUCGCCCCCGUCCCGAAAGAAAGACGACUCUUUCUUGGGGAAACUCGGGGGGACCCUGGCCCGGAGGAAGAAAGCCAAGGAAGUCUCAGAGCUUCAGGAGGAGGGCAUGAACGCCAUCAACCUGCCCCUCAGCCCCAUCCCCUUCGAGCUGGACCCAGAGGACACCAUGCUGGAGGAGAAUGAAGUGCGGACGAUGGUGGAUCCAAACUCACGCAGUGACCCCAAACUCCAAGAACUGAUGAAGGUAUUAAUUGACUGGAUCAAUGACGUGCUGGUUGGAGAGAGAAUCAUUGUGAAAGACCUGGCUGAAGAUUUGUACGAUGGACAAGUCCUGCAGAAGCUCUUCGAGAAACUUGAAAGUGAGAAGCUAAAUGUCGCUGAGGUCACCCAGUCAGAGAUUGCUCAGAAGCAAAAACUGCAGACUGUCCUGGAGAAAAUCAAUGAAACCCUGAAACUUCCUCCCAGGAGCAUCAAGUGGAAUGUGGACUCUGUUCAUGCCAAAAGCCUGGUGGCCAUCUUGCAUCUGCUGGUUGCUCUGUCUCAGUAUUUCCGGGCACCAGUCCGACUCCCAGACCAUGUUUCCAUCCAAGUGGUUGUGGUCCAGAAACGAGAAGGAAUCCUCCAGUCUCGGCAAAUCCAAGAGGAAAUAACUGGUAACACAGAGGCUCUUUCCGGAAGGCACGAACGCGAUGCCUUUGACACCUUGUUUGAUCACGCACCAGACAAACUCAACGUAGUAAAAAAGACGCUCAUCACAUUUGUGAACAAGCACCUGAACAAGCUAAACCUGGAGGUCACGGAACUGGAAACCCAGUUUGCAGAUGGCGUGUACCUGGUGCUGCUCAUGGGUCUCCUGGAGGGCUACUUCGUGCCCCUGCACAGCUUCUUCCUGACUCCAGACAGCUUUGAACAGAAGGUUUUGAACGUGUCCUUUGCCUUUGAGCUCAUGCAGGAUGGAGGGUUGGAAAAGCCAAAACCACGGCCAGAAGACAUUGUCAACUGUGACCUGAAGUCCACACUGCGAGUGCUGUACAACCUCUUCACCAAGUACCGGAAUGUGGAAUGAGGGCCCGGGUUGCCACGGCCCAGUGCCUCUCACUGCAGGCAGACUGGACCAGCCCCCAAGUCGCCUUUCCCUGCCUUUUCCUGUCCCCUGCUCUGUGCUCUCCCACAAGCCCCUUGUUGGCAACCCAGGGAUAGCGGAAAGUGGAAUUGAAAUCUGGAAGGAAGUGACCAAUAAGCCUGUGGGCUGACCCUACCUCCCAGGCCCCCGGAACUGACCCCACUGUGACCCAAGAAAGCCGUCCCUAUCCAGGUGCCAGGCACACACGUCCCUCCCUGUGGUUUGGGAAUAAGCUCAGGCACGAGUCCCGGGAAGAUGAAAAUAAAGACCAUAGUUACCAUUAACGGGCAUAAACUAUGCCAGGCACCACACUUAAGUGCCCUGCUGGAUUCAGAUUCAUUAACCCUCACGACUCCACAGAACUUGAUGUUAUAAUCCUCUUUGGCAGAUGAGGAAACUGAGGUUCACAGGUUGAGAGCCUUGGCAGGAGGGGUUGGCAUUUGUUAGGAACCGGUCAGUUACGGCACACACCCCUGAUCUCACCGUGAGGGCAGGUCAGGGCUGGCUGAUUCACACUGAAACUGGCAAAUUGAAUUUAACCCAAUUAAUAGUGUGUGUGUGGCACCAGUCAUGUCCCUCAAAUCCUUUGUACAAAUGAAAAUUACUCUUAAUUCCUUCAGAUUUAUAAUAACCCCAUACUCUGGUUUCAUGGUGACAUUUGGGAAGGAUUCUGUUUAGAAUUAAUGGAGUGGCACAUUUUGCAGCCUUUUUGCUUGAUUGCAUGUAAUGGAAAUGCCCUAUAUUUCCCUGCAAAAUAAGUACUCAAUUCAUUAUCGUUAGGCAAAUGUACAAUAUACUUAGGCAUCACAGAGAGCUGGGCACAGGCCCAUAUGAGCAUCGCUUGGGAAGUAGGGCUCUUCAGCGGAGACCCUUGAACUUUGAAGAAAGGAACUCCUCUCUGCCUUCUAAUUGAUCAUUUAGACCAGCCUAGCUAAGUCUGCCCACAUGCAAUUACCAGCUAAUUCAGGAGAGGAAAAAUGUAAGUCAUUUAGACCAAAGCAGAGCAGUUCCCUUGCGUGGGUGACUGACGGGCUUGUGGUUACUUGUAUCUCCUGUAUGUGAACCUGUCAUUGAAUUACAGAGCUCUCCUUGUGCCAGCCUGCCUCUGGGUCCAGUAGGGAAAGGAAAGGGGGAUUAGGGAGGUAGGGAGCCAGAGCCCAGGGGAACAAGAAGCAGGGGGGAAAUAUUUGCACACUUAACAUAUAGGGGAAUAGCCUCAGAGACAAGAAAGCGUGGCUUAUGGUACUUAACACUUUUGCCCUAAAAUUGACCAAGGCCUUGGGAUAAUCAUCGUUUGCGCCGAUAGUAUAUCUUCAUUAGAGAAUUUUCAGGAAUCCACCAGUUAAGUACAGCCAGUGUAGCCUCCUCCAGAAUUGUGUGACUACCUUGUCACUAGCCCAUUUCUGGUCUGAGGAAUUUCUACACCAUCAUGAGUCAGGCCUCCAGUUGUCCAAAACAUUCCUUUAGCUUUCUCAUCGCUUACUAUAUCGUCUCUCUGCAGUAACUCAGAACCAGAGAUUUCAAUACACUUCAUAUUUCUUUGGAUAGUUUGCUCUAAGAAAGAACUGUUACUCAGCAUACUAAACAUUUAGGAUGUAAAGGGAAUGCACCGUCUUGUGUCAAUUUACGUAUAAGAAUGUAAUUCUUUUCUACCCAGUGAAACAUGUUUAUCUUUGGGAAAUACUAAAUAUUAGUAUAAUGUUUCUUGUUGCUUUUUAAAAUGUCUUGUAG